GAUAUUUUCGUUCCACUCUACUUUUGAAGUCACCAGUAACUCCUCGUGGGACUGAAUGCAAGGUAAUGAACUUGUGUGUCUGCUGAAUAAAAAUAUGACGUCAGUUUCAAAUCCCUGACCUUUUCUUUAAUAAGAAUCUGUGCAUUUUAAUGACUGUGCUUCUUUAAAUGCACAGUAGGCAGCCGAAAAACAACAUUAUAAACAUUAACUGCUUAACUGCAAUGAUUAAUGGGAUAUCUGGCUAAACAAACCAUGAUUUUUUAGUUAAGCAUUACCCUCGAUAUGCUAUCUCAGCAAAUGAGAUCCGCAGAUAUGAAUGCUUAAGUUUAGUCAAAAGUACUUUGACCGCACAGGCUUCCUCCCCACUCAGCUCCUGCCUCCUGAGGUAGAUGCCACAAGGGAUUAGGAGAGCUCAAAUCCCCUGAUUGGAGAUGAGAAGGUAAAUGCUGCCUCUCAAAGUGUGCAGCCUCCUGCCCGAAUAAGUCAUAAAAGCUGCUUUGUCCUCCCCCAUGUCAUGAACUCACCGGGCCAUUAGAGCGGCAGGCUCACACCUUCAUGUUGAGAUGGAGAUACAGCUGCUUCAGUGCAAGCGGACAAACUCCACAACAUAGCUGUAGUAAUAAGACCGCAGGCUUGUUGUUAAGCGACACAACAAUGUAAGGGCCCUCUGAGAAGACACAGUUAUUGUUAUAGAAAUUAAAUAUAGAAAUCUGUAGGAAACCCUCAAAAAUAAGAAUAGGUGCAUGUAAUUUUUGAUCUUAUAUUAAAUAUAGGAAAAAGCUAUGUCAUCUUUGUUUUCUCACUGUGCCUUAACUUUGAUUUGAUUUAAUCUGAUUUGAACAGUAGUUGAUUAAAGGCAGCCCUGAAAGGCACUGCUGCUGUGAGAACACAUCUAACACAUAAAGCUUUUGGACUCUUCAGAAAUAUUCAAAGAAGUAAUUGUGCAAUCCUGAAGCCGGGGCGUGGAUUUCUGUGCUGGGGGUGGCAUUCUGGAAAUCUCAGGUAUCAGCACUAUCAUAUCAGGAGAAUGAUAACGAGAUACAUUUAUAAAAGGGUACUGUAACUGAGCCGAAUGACACAUCCUAUUCCUACUUCUUAGCACAUCUACGAGGUACAAGAUCACACCAAAGAGAAGUAUGUCGUGCAGCGUAGUGAAGUCCUUUCUGGUGAGCCUAUCACGGAGGAAGCCCCUCGAGCCCGACGGGGAAGAGUCCACCUUCAAUCGAUGCCUGACCACUCUGGACUUGGUGGCCCUCGGUGUGGGCAGCACCCUGGGGGCUGGUGUCUAUGUCCUCUCUGGAGAGGUGGCCAGAGACACCGCGGGACCCAGCAUCAUCAUCUCCUUCUUCAUCGCUGCCCUGGCCUCUAUAUUUGCUGGGCUAUGCUACGCAGAGUUUGGUGCCCGGGUUCCUAAAACAGGCUCAGCAUACCUUUACAGCUAUGUGACGGUGGGAGAGCUCCUUGCUUUUAUCUCUGGCUGGAAUCUGCUGCUCUCCUACGUCAUAGGGACAUCGACUGUUGCACUGGCAUGGAGCGGAACAUUUGAUGAACUCAUUGGGGGAGUCAUAUCAAAAUACUUUGCAGAAAAUGCUGCCAUGGGCCUGCCUGGCUUAGCUCCUUACCCAGAUGUCUUUGCUGCAGCUCUGAUCGUGCUCUUGUCAGGUCUCCUGUCUUUUGGAGUCAAAGAGUCAACGAUGAUCAACAAGAUCUUCACAGCGAUCAACAUCCUGGUGCUGCUGUUUGUGAUCAUUUCUGGAUUCAUCAAGGGAGACAUCUCCAACUGGAAAAUCAGCAAAGAAGAUGUGUUAAACGCCACUGCCAUAAACGGAACUGACAUUGCUAAUGCAACAAGCGAGUUUGGAGUGGGCGGAUUUUUCCCCUAUGGCUUUGGUGGAACUGUGGCUGGAGCUGCAACAUGCUUCUAUGCUUUUGUUGGAUUUGACUGCAUUGCUACAACAGGAGAGGAGGUGAAGAACCCGAAGAAGUCUGUCCCUAUUAGCAUUGUGGUCUCAUUGCUUAUAUGUUUCCUGGCCUACUUUGCUGUGUCUGCUGCUCUCACCCUUAUGAUGCCCUACUACCUGCUAAGUGAAACGAGCCCACUGCCAAUAGCCUUUGACUACAUUGGAUGGGGUCCUGCCAAAUAUGCCGUGGCUGUGGGUUCACUGUGUGCCCUGUCAACUAGUCUGCUAGGUUCCAUGUUCCCGAUGCCUCGAGUACUUUUUGCCAUGGCGAGAGACGGGCUGCUUUUCAAACCUUUGUCCAAAGUCACCUCCAGAGGCAGUCCAGCAAUAGCUACUAUAUCAUCUGGCAUUGUGGCAGCCAUCAUGGCUCUACUGUUUGAUCUGAAUGCCUUGGUGGAACUGAUGUCCAUUGGUACUCUGUUUGCUUACACACUCGUGGCAGUAUGCAUCCUGAUACUGAGGUACCAGGUGGGUCCAUCUGAAGACACAGAACUUAAGAUCACAGAAUCAAAGAAAAAGUUUAGCUUCUUCAAACCUCCAAAAACACCCAACUCUUCCACAGCACGAACAGUCACGCUCUUGACCAUAUUUUCUAUUCUGUGCAUUCUUGCACUGUGCAUUACUCUGAGCCAAGGCAUGGAAGCUCUUGCCAACACUCAAGCAUGGAGCAUCGUGCUUGUCUGUAUCUUUGGAGUGCUCCUGCUGGUCAACUUGUUCCUCAUCUGGAGACACCCAGAGAAUCCCACAAAGGCAUCGUUCAUGGUACCUUUAAUCCCUCUUCUGCCCUUACUGAGUACUUUAAUCAAUGUCUACCUGAUGGUGCAGUUAGGCGGUCAAACAUGGAUCCGAUAUGCUGUCUGGAUGCUAAUAGGGUUACUUAUCUAUUUUAUCUAUGGAAUGCGUAACAGCGUCCAGAGGAAGCGACUCAUGACCGACCACGCAGAGAUCGAAACAGUCAGCGGCAAAACAGACAAGGAUAGUAUGAAAGAAGAGAAAUUCUGAGCUCAAUCGGGGUGAAGACAGAUAAACUGAGAUGUUACAGUGAGCGACUUGCUUUAACUUAUAACCACUGCUUGAGAUGCACCGGUGCUGCUGCCCUUCAGCAGUCUUCAAUCUACGACAGCACCGAAGCAAAUGGCCUGAUAACUUGUUAACUUGACGGUUUAUUACAUCCUAACGCAGUCUGUUUGUUAUCUAAAUGGUCCAAAAUGAAAAACUCCCUAAGAUAUAUUUGGACCGAGAAGAUCUUCACUUAUCACUGAUUUUCACAUUGUUGUUAAGGAUAUUUAUCUGUAUAUCUUGUCGUAUUAGUGAGCCUGUUCCAAAGAAAAAAUAUUCUGUAGAUUAUUUGCUUUUAUAAUUCUGAAAUAACAGGUUUACACUUUUCUUAUCAAGUGCAAAAUGUAAAUUAUUUUUAUUUCAGUUUUACAUUAUCUUAAUUUUAUUUUAAUAUAUUUUUUUAAAUGUGCAGAAUUUGACUGAAGACCUUAUAUUUUACAGAGCUGAUACAGAAAACCUUUUAUGGGAUUUCAUCUUCCAUUUGUAAAUAUGGAAACUGCAUGUGAUUGUUAACUAAACGACUGCCACUGUACAUUUGAAUUAAAAAUUUAAUGAUUCGCUUUUGUAAAACACUUAAAUAUGGAGUUACCUUGUUGCAGUCUGUGUCGAUAAAGAGGUAAAAAUAAAGGACUACUAUAAGUUCAUUCCCACUGCAGACGUGCACAAAGAAGCAGAUAUGGCUCACUAUUUAGAGUCGACUGAGAACAAAAGGACCUUUGAAAAGAAGCUUAUAGCGGUCAUGUUCAAAAUCACAGCUUAGCUGGCCACUCACAAGGAAAGGUUUACAUUGUUUCCACUGCAUUCGACAUCUCAAAAAUGUACUUUAAGUAAUGUGUGAAUAUUUUAGGUGCAAAUCUUUCAGGCAUAUUUAAAAAAAACCAACAUAUUAAUCUAGAGCUAACUGAGACAAAACUUUUAUUUACCCAUAAAAUACAGUAAUGAAGGACAUAAAGUGUAUUAAACACCAAAUGCUCCUUUUCCAGGCAGUGUUUCUGAGGUUCAGACUCAUGCUGCUAGUACACUUACAGUCCGGCAGCUAAAUAAACAGGCUGUGCCAUUCCAGAUUGGAGGGGCCUCAUUCUCUGGACCCUCAUUGGUUCGGACAGGCUUGAAAGCCUCCAUUGAGCCACACUGAAGGAAUUUAGGGUACUAAUGCCACUCCGAGGAAAAGGAAUUUGCGUGACUCUAAUAAACAGCAGACUGCUCACUUUGCAAGCUUUGCCCUCCUCCUUCCUUCUUUUUCUUCUUCUCUCCUUUUCAUUUCUGUUGUAUAUUUCUCUGGGUUGAACUCCAUGAACUAACAAUCAGCUCAUCAGCCAUGCCUUUGGCGAACAUGUCUGGGUCAAAGUGGAGGCUGGUACUCAUUGCUCUCCUUACUUGUGCCUUAAUCUUCGAGUUGGAUGCCCAAGAGCAGAAGGCUGUUCCGGGAAGGACACCAAAGCCAAGGAAACCAAAGCAUGAGAAAUCAACAAACAAAGGGCCCAGAACGAUAACAGUCAAACCGAAGGUCAAAGCUGCACGUGCAGAGCAGACCCUCCUCACGC
Molecule: messenger RNA, 4564 nt
Organism: Haplochromis burtoni (Burton's mouthbrooder)
Lineage: Eukaryota; Metazoa; Chordata; Actinopteri; Cichliformes; Cichlidae
Product: cationic amino acid transporter 2
Exons: 13
Coding region: 1137-2963 (608 amino acids)
Biological process (GO): transmembrane transport; amino acid transport
Cellular component (GO): plasma membrane
Molecular function (GO): amino acid transmembrane transporter activity
Source: RefSeq, a predicted model, not a curated record